Molecule: messenger RNA, 1135 nt
Organism: Marmota flaviventris (yellow-bellied marmot)
Lineage: Eukaryota; Metazoa; Chordata; Mammalia; Rodentia; Sciuridae
Gene: Plpp5
Product: phospholipid phosphatase 5
Biological process (GO): phospholipid metabolic process; phospholipid dephosphorylation
Cellular component (GO): membrane
Molecular function (GO): phosphatidate phosphatase activity
Source: RefSeq, a predicted model, not a curated record
CCAGAGGAGAUGUGGCUUUACCGGAAUCCAUAUGUGGAAGCGGAGUAUUUCCCUACCAAGCUGAUGUUUGUCGAGAUUUAGAGAGCAAGAUGUAAGUCUUUUGGAUGCAAAUGGAUUCUCUGUGAAGGUAACUGGUCCUUUAGAAUAGUGGGUGUUAUUUACUGGUGGAACUGCCAGCUCCCAGCUACCCCACCCCCCAGAAACAAAGGACCCUAAAAGACCUCUGCUUACAUAUAGGAAUUAUUUCUGCUCUGGAAGUUCUGCUGUAAUGUCCAUCCCUCUACCUGUAGGAGUGACUUUAACAACUAAUGUGGGGUUUUGCUGUUUUGCUUUUGACACAUUCUGAUUCAGGUCAUUGCAUUCCUCUCUCCACUGUCUGUGAUCCUCCUGGCCAAAUUUUUCAAGAAGGCAGAUACAGCAGACAGCAAACAAGCCUGCCUGGGCCACGCCCAGAUUUCUUUUACCGCUGCUUCCCAGAUGGACUAGCCCAUUCUGACUUGAUGUGUACAGGGGAUAAAGAUGUGGUGAAUGAGGGUCGCAAAAGCUUCCCUAGUGGACAUUCUUCCUUUGCAUUUGCUGGUCUGGCCUUUGCUUCCUUCUACCUGGCAGGAAAGUUACACUGCUUCACACCACAAGGCCGUGGGAAAUCUUGGAGGUUCUGUGCCUUUCUGUCACCUCUACUUUUUGCAGCUGUAAUUGCACUGUCCCGCACCUGUGACUACAAACAUCACUGGCAAGAUGUACUAGUUGGAUCCAUGAUUGGAAUGACAUUUGCCUAUGCCUGCUACAGACAGUAUUAUCCUCCUCUGACUGACGAAGAAUGCCAUAAACCAUUUCCUGACAGACAUGCACUUUCUGCUCUUCAGAAGAAGCCUGGUGAUUCUUACUGUUUGGAUAUUUAAGUCAAAUCUAAAUUCAGUGGAGAAUAGGCAAAUCAACCUUAGAACCAAGCACAUAACAAGAAUUCUGGCCUUUUUAUCUCUUCCAAGGUACAAGUGAUGGCAUAAACCACACUGUAUUCAGCCUCCAUGUGAUUAUGAACUUUUGCCCUACUUGACAUGAUCUACCAUGAGGAAUCAAAGUUCUUUUCCACCACUGUAUGCCACCCAUUCAAUAAAGGGAUCUUUCAAUAGUU